AUGACGAAAAGAGUCUUUCUCCUCCUCUUCUGUUGCUUAAUGAGAUCUUCCGUAUCAAAGAACACAAUUCAGGAUCAUCUUUAUAGAGGCUCGUUUCUCUCCGUAGAUGAUGAUUCACACUUCAUAACCUCCCCUGACAACACUUUUACCUGCGGCUUCUAUGGCUUUCAAACCAAUGCUUACUGGUUUGCAAUCUGGUAUACAAACUCCAAAGAACGUACUGUGGUUUGGACUGCAAACAGCAACAAACCUGUCAAUGGCCAUGGCUCAAAGUUAACACUUGAGACAAAUGGUGCCAUGGUUUUGACCGAUGUGGAUGGCACGUUUGUGUGGGAGACCAACCCAACGUCCACGGAUGUAGAUAGAGCAGUGCUGCUUAAUACAGGUAAUCUAGUACUUAUGAACAACAAAGAUCAGAUUCUUUGGCAAAGCUUUGACUAUCCAACUGAUACUCUUUUGCCUUCUCAAUCAUUAACAAGGAGCAAAAGCUUGAUAUCUGCUUUCAGAAAAGAAAGUUUUCAACCUGGGUAUUUUAGUUUGAGCUAUGGUAGUAAUAACGUUUUAACAAUGUUUUACGAUGGCCCAGAAAUAUCAAGUGUCUACUGGCCUAGUCCUGAUCCAAGUUUUAAUGUUUGGGCCUAUGGAAGAACCCCUUUUAACAAUAGCAGAUACGCAUUCUUUAACGAUCUCGGUGUGUUUAACUCAAGCGACGGGUUGCAAUUUAAUUCUUCAGAUAUGGGUUUUGGGAUCAGAAGGAGGCUGACAAUGGACUAUGAUGGUAAUCUCAGAUUUUAUAGCUUGAAUGAGUCGACAGGAUUAUGGUCGAUCUCGUGGCAAGCUAUAUCACAACCCUGUAAUAUUCAUGGAAUCUGUGGGAGAAACGGGAUUUGUGUUUAUGGAGACAAACCUGAAUGUUCAUGUCCACCACACUAUGAGUGGAGUGACCCUAAUGAUUUAGGUCAAGGUUGUAAGCCUACUUUCAGCAAUACAUGUGGAAAGUCAGCAACGUUUGGAUUUGUGCCGAUGCAACAUACCGAUUACUACGGCUUUGAUCUAAAUUUCUCAUCGCGCAUUUCGUUUGAAUCGUGUAGAGACAUCUGCUUGGGUGAUUGUCGUUGUGAAACAUUUGGUUACAGGCUAACAGGUGAAGGUACAUGCUAUGUUAAAAGUGACCUUUUCAAUGGAUACCAGUAUCCUAGUUUCCCAGCAACCAUGUACUUCAAAGUACCAAUAGGCAUGGAAGCUCCCGAAUCUGCCUCAAUCCUUAAUGGUUCAAAGGCCAUAUGUACAAAAGUCCCAGUCAUGUUGGGUUCUCCAUCUAUGUAUAAAUCACCUGCUGGAAAGGUGAAGUGGGUUUAUCUUUACUCGUUUGCUUUAGCUAUUGGUUUAGUUGAAGCUUUGGUCAUCUUAUUGGGCUGGUGGAUAUUUUAUGGAAACAACGCAUUGGUAAACAGCCUAGAAGAAGGGUAUCGUAUGGAAGGGGAAGAGGAAGAAACCGAGCUUAUGAGGUUUGUAAGGGUCAUGAAAACGAAGCUUCAAGGAGAAGAAAUGGAGUCAUGGACUGAAGAGAUGAUUGAUUCGAGGUUGGGAGGAUUGUUUAGUAGGAAGCAAGCUGUAAAACUUGUUGAGAUUGGUGUAAGUUGUGUGGACGAAGACAGAAAUAAAAGGCCUACAAUGGAUUCAGUAGUCCAAGUUCUAAUUGAUUGCGAGCCUGAGUAG
This is a messenger RNA of Lactuca virosa, 1719 nucleotides long. Lineage: Eukaryota; Viridiplantae; Streptophyta; Magnoliopsida; Asterales; Asteraceae. The record is from the annotation of a GenBank genome assembly.